Porites evermanni is the source of this 20860-nucleotide messenger RNA. Lineage: Eukaryota; Metazoa; Cnidaria; Anthozoa; Scleractinia; Poritidae. The record is from the annotation of a GenBank genome assembly.
AUGGUCCUUGAAUCGACGGUUGUUUGGUAAAACUCUUUGACGUUUUUCCACCUUUUUGUAGCUUCGUAAAAUAUUGUAACGUCUUGUCACGUUUUUGUCUAAUGAUCUCCUUUCUUUUACAGUGUUGAUAAUAGUGAGUGGAUGAGAAAUGGCGAUUUCCUUCCCACGAGAUUACAAGCACAGCAAGAUGCAGUCAGUAUGGUUUGUCGUUCAAAAACUCGACAAAACCCAGAGAAUAAUGUCGGUCUGAUAACCUUAGCUAGGUAAGUGAAUGGGCGCUUAAGAGGCUGUCCGCGUAAGACCGCGAAGGCAAAUUUACGGAUUGCCCAGAUUUUUUCAGUGGAAGAUAACUAUCCCAUCCCAUGAACAAAUAUCACAUUUAGUGGAACCAAUUCAUUUUUUUUCUCUAUAUUACAGGAAUAUUUUCUAGGUCACCUAGAACUAGCCAGUUUGCCGUCGGAAGUGGUGCGAUUUUGCCGAAACUUUACGGCUCUCUCAAACCUGCCUUACAAAGCCGAAUAAGCAAAAUAUUCUACACACAAAAGUUCUAACUCUGAUUAAUAGUUUCGAGGUCUAAUGGUUGCAUUCUGUGGAAAGUUGGCUGAGAUAUGAAUUUUUUAAAAUGACCUUUAAGUUGCUCGGCAGGAAAAGUAAUUUGCAGAACCAGAGCUGAAAUUGUGCAAAAGUGGCACCUGACCCAGACUUAUCCAUGCCCAGACUCAAGUCUAUGCUAAAUCAGAAGUUCUAAGACCAGUGUACUUCUUAAUGCAAUAAAAUUUGUGGACACUCUUCUUUGCGUACUGUACAAAGUUCAGCUAAAUUUCCAAAAUUUUGCAUACUCACCGCAAAGCUGUAAUAAUUGUAACGGUCCACAUCUGAUCUACUAAUUUCCAUACCUAUAACAUUUCUAGUCAUCACCAAAUGUCAUUAGACCCUCUAAAAGUUGGAAUUUUGAAAACAUAUGGAGAAAAAUUGGUAGUUGCUUUUUUGUUUUUUUUUCCUUGUCGACGAUGGAUGUGACUUAUUUCUCCAUAUUUAAAUAACCUUAGGUGCGUCAUUUCAACAAAUUGACAGGAAAUAUAAUCCUUGCAUCUCACAUUUUUAAGGGAAAAAUAACCCUUCUUUUACAGAAAAACACGAACUAUGACUUAGAAUUCCCUUAAGGUCUGUUUCUUUAGAGGAAGAAGCAGCUGAAGAAGUUAUGUUUACAUGGCUAAAAAUAGUUUAGUUACUGUGGCCUGUCACGCAUUCCUCAAGAGUGGCCGUGUAUCGAUCCGUUCUAUUAUCUUAUUAUCUUUUUUUAAGUGAUGGUUAUUGAUAAUCAUACAAUUUUAUCACAGUAAAUUCCAAUUCUUUGCUGGGUGGGUAAUACUGUGCUGUUGUAUUUAUUCAUUCCACAACUGCUUUAACUGAGUCUGUCUCCAAUACUGCUACUAGGACAAGGUUAUGACAGCCCAUGGUAUAAUACACGACAAAUAGCUUCAAAUAGUCGCUUGAUUUCUGCAACAAGCUUUUGCCUUUUGAACUCCCCGUCUUCUUCCAGCAGGUCUCUGGUCAAGUUCAAUUUCUGCAGAACCUUGUUGUCUUCUCUUUGUUGCAGCGAGAAAGGAAAAGAAACCUUGCACCUAACUUUUGGUCAACCAUUCUUCUCUAGUAAACAGCUGAUUGUUUUGCGCACCUUUGGCUUUGCGCAUAUCAUUAGAAACCUGCAGAGGCUCUGCUUUACGUCUCGUCUGUUCACCAAGGUCAAACUUCGCUGUUAAAUAUUUCUUCACUUUAUCAGUAAACUUGGAAGGUCCAACUCUGGGCUUAGCCAGUGCUCAACCCAUACAAACAGGUGGGUCUGAUGGCCGCGGGUCAUGCUGAUCACUUGUACUUUAGAUGUGCUUGGCAUAUCUUCAGUUAUAUUAACAGCUGUGGUGAACCUUUCUACCUGGUCAUGCCAGAGUCUUUCAUGAAGUGUUUCAGAAUCCUUCCUUUCUUGUUUUAUAAUGUGAUCCACAACAUUGAGAUGUGACUCCAUCUCUGAAAAGUUUGGGAAUCCUUUGACCUAUCCGAGUUCCGAGCACUCAAACAAAUAUAGUUGGUGAUCCCUAUCGUCAUCUGAACUUUCUAACAGGGGCUAUUGACAUUUGUAAACCGAUGCAUCUUUGCAAUCAAAAAACCCGCUAAUGACAGGGAGCGUGGUGCUUUCUUGAGAUUGUGAAACCAACUGGUCAAAAGGAAACUCUUUGCGAGGUCCUUUUCCUUAUGAUCCUCAGACACGUAUGCCUUUUUCCUCGAACUGGAAAUUGUGUAGCCUGUUAAAGCCUUCCAUCUUCUUCACCUCUAAUGUCUUCUUGGUCUCAUCGACAGUGCAGACGCGGGCGUUUGUUCCUAUCACUGAUCUUUCUGACUACAGUGCUCUCUUUAAUGUCAGCUGCUGUAAGAAUAUCAUGUCCUUCAUCGCAGAAUCUUCUAAUGCACGAUUUCAUUGGGCAUAAAAUUCUGUCACGUAUAUUGUUGCCAUAGUGUGGCUCUGAAUAAUCAUAGUGGCAAACCUCUAUACCCAUCCUCUGACCAAAAUCCUUUACUGCAGUGAUAAGGAAGUUGUUAUGAUAGCAGCCGCCUUCAUCUGACCACAGAUGGAUCUUAGAAACAUGUGGCUUCUGCCUCUUGAUUUCUUGUAGAGUGUGCUCAGCAACUGAACAGACCGCAAACCAGUCCUGCUGGCAAGCAUCAAAGAGGUGAGCAUAAGACUGUAAUUCUAGGCUACCUGCCUUUUCUGGAUCACUGCAAAUGACCGUGGAGAUGUGCAAGCUCAGGCCGCUCUUUCCAUACCAAUCUGACUGCUUCUCAUGAUAUCUGAGCUGCUUAAACUUCAUCGCCCAGUCCAUUACAAGAAGUGCCAAUUCUGGGUUGAACGCUAUCAUCUUCAACUAAUCUUGCUUUGCUGCUUCUUGAUUCACUGAUCUGACGAUGUGAACUUUCCAAUGAAACAUAUUUGUGCAGACCUGCUUGAAGUUGUAGAGAACUGUCAGUCCUCACUGUAAGGGUGCCAGGAAGAGCCUCUAAUUUGAACUUCUACUUCAUCAUGAACAUUUUUCAUAUUUUUCACAGUAACCCUAAGUUUCUGAGUGCUGAUGAGGACAGAUUUCAUGAAAAUGGGGAUCUUGUUAGUCACUGAGGGCGAAUUUGUGGCAGUGGUUGGGACACUUGGCUUCCUCUGGCUUGCAAUGAACAUGAUAACAAGUCUUGAAGUAGCGUUUAGCAUCCUAAAGCUUUCUUUUGGCUUACAUGCACCAUUUUUUUUCUCCAAUCCUACUUUCUUUAGGCUAUCAGUGAUUAUUUCAACCUUGUGGAAAGCUGCUGAUCCUUCAGCAGUGGUAUUGUCGAGACCUUGGAGUGACUUUCUCUGAGAGGCUUCCCAUACAUCUAGAAUCUUGAAUAACGUAGUGCGGCUGAAGGGCUCACACUUUUUAACUUGGCGCAACUGCACAUAUUGAUUGUUCAUCGUCAAGAGUGUAACUGUAGGCAUGACAUUAGGCAUUUCCAUAGUUUCACCACUGUCCAACUUCAAAACUUUGGUUCCGUAUGAAACAUCUUGGUAGAAAUAUGGGCGAUUAAUGAAUUCGAUGAAAUGGUUCAAUUUGCCCAUGUCAAUGCGCACAUGAUGGUACUUUUUUUCACGUGAACAGUACCUGGGCCUAGCACUCUUGCAUGGUAUCUUGCUUGAUUUAUUUGUUGUGUCGAUAAUUUUUCAUACAGGUAAUGUAGUUUUUCAGUUAAUCAUUAUUUUAUUAUUAUCAAUAACAAUCAUUUAAAAAAGAUAAUAAUGUUAUAGAAUUGAUCAAUACACCAACGCUAUUGUUUUUAAAUCAACCACCAGUCUUCAGGAAUGUGUGACAGGCCACAGUAAUUACCAUGUAGACAUAUAUUCUUCAGCUGCUUCUUCCUCUAAAGAAACAGAUCUUAAGGGAAUUCUAAGCCAUGGUUCAUGUUUUUCCUUGGAAAGGAGGAUUAUUUUUCCCUUGAAAAUGUGAAAUCCAAGGAUUUAUAUUUCCUGUCAAUUUGUUGAAACGAUGCACCUAAGGUUAAUUUGCAUACAGAGAAUUAAGUCACGUUCAUCGUCAACAAGGAAAAAAACAAAAAAACGGCUACCAAGUUUUCCUCAUAUGUUUUCAAAAUUCCAACAUUUAGAGGGUCUAAUGACAUUUGGUGAUGACUGGAAACGUUAUAGGUAUGGAAAUCAGUAGAUCAGAUGUGGACUGUUACAAUUACAGCUUUGCGGUGAAUAUGGCGAAUUUUGGAACAUUAACGAAAAUUUGUACAGCACCCAAAGAAGAGUAUCCCCAAAUUUUAUUGCAUUAAGAAGUAGACUGGUCAUAGUACUUCUAAUUUAGCAUAGACUUGAGUCUGGGUUAGGUGCCACUUUUGCACAAUCACUUCUUCAGCUCUAGUUAUUCAAAUUACUUUUCCUGUCAAGCAAAUUAAAGGUCAUUUUAAAAAAUUCAUGUCUCAGCCAACAUUCCACAGAAUGCAUCCAUUGAACCUUGAAACUAUUAAUCAGAGUUGAAACUUUUGUGUGUAAAAUACUUAGCUUAUUCAGCUUCAUAAGGCAGGUUUGACAGAGCCGUAUUAAAGGUUCAGCAAAAUUGCACCACUUCUGACUGCAAACUGGCUAGUUAUAGGUGACCUAGAAAAUAUUCCUGUAAUAUAGAGAAAAAAUUAAAUUGGUCCAAAUAAAUGUGAUAUUUCUUCAUGGGAUAGGAUAUUUUUUUCCGUGAUGACCCGAAAUUUGCCUUAUUGGUUCUUACGCAGACAGCCUCUUAAUUCAGAUUAUACUAAUUCCAAGACUGAAUCCAAAAAGAGGAAGCAAAGAGGCAAAAUAGCUAACCACUGACUGUUCUGAUAUGAUUGAUAUAUGCGAAUUUCAUAUAUUUGAACUGUGGGAUAAAGAAAUAGAUGCAACUCAGAAGAUCAUCCCAGUUAAAUAUGCAACUUCUACAUUUGUGAAAAGAAAGCCUGAAACAUUCAGGCUUGCCAGGAUUUGAACCCUGACUUCUGUGAUACCAGUGCAAGGUUCUAACCAAAUGAGCUACCAAGCCAACUGGGAGCUGGUCAUUAUAUUUGUAAAUUGGUUUUUAAUAUACCCAAGGAAGAUAAAAUAAUGACUAUGUGAAAUUUAUGUAUUUGAAUUGCAAAAUGAAGAAAUAAAUGCAGAAAAGAUCAUCACAGUUGCGGAAAAAAAGCCUAAAAAAUGCAGGCUAUUGUUACAUCGACUGUUCUGGUGUAAGUGUCUGGUUGGCUUAUUGUCAGAAUACACUUUGAAGCAACCCCUCAAAAUAGCUGGAUAUUUGGACUUUUUGUUGGUAAAAUCCACCUCCCAGGUUAAACCAGUGUUCAACCAAGAAUAAUUAUUGUUGUUGUUGUUGUUGGAACUCUAGUAAAGAGCUAAACCUUAAAGAAUGAAAGCUAGUUUAAACUGAGAACAGUUUGACCUGCAAUAUAUCUGUUACUGGUCAAAAUUAUAUUCAGGUUAAAAUUUUUUUAUCUUGGUUGUUUCUCAAUUUUCUUUGUCUCCUGGUCCUAAUUCAUGAAUAAUUAGGGCUAGGAGACCAAAAAAAUUGAGAAUCAACCUAGGCUAAAUAAUUUUAAUCUGAAUUUUAAUUUUGACCUGUAUGCUAUGCUGUCUUCAACAUUAUUUGACGAUCGAAUAGAAUCCGUACAGCAACUAUCUAGUACUCUUUAAAACACUGGGAUUUUCCAUAUCCCACCAUGCUCUUGGGUCUCAGCUCCAGACUUCCAUGUCCUAUACUCUCCCCUGCCGACGAAAAUGGCAUCCUGACAUUAUUUUACAUAGAUCAUACAAUUAGCGCUAACUGGCAGUGACAACAGUGAAGGAAACAAAAUGGAGGGCCUGGGCUCAACUUUGGAUGUGUAAAAAAACUAACAAACUAACUAACAAACCAAAAAAAACUCGGGUCUGUGAACUUGUGGGACUCAAAAAAACUAAUUUACAUGAGAAAGUUGCAACCAAAGUUCAACCCUAAGAAGAAGAGUAACCCCAGGAUCGGGGAUCUGUGCUACUUUGGCCAUUAUAAGUCCUCUUUCGUUUCCCCUGAUGCUGAAGCUGGGCUUUCUGGAGUGGCAUUCACUGUUUCCGUUGGGUCACGUAGUGGUUCUGCUUCGGGGCACUGCAAUGUACCAUUGCUGUCCGUGUCCAACUGAGCAUCUGGUGAUGCUGGGCCUUCUGGGCUGCUCGUAGCUGGUUCUGCUGCUAUAUCUUGUGGGACAACUGUAGGAGGCUGUGAGUUAUCACCCGCUGUCUUUGUCACACUGAGCAGUAGAGUACGUAUCUGCCCCUUUGUCAAUGUCUUCUUGGUCCCUGUGUAGUCAUUGGCCAAUAGAUGGGGCAUGUGGUGUACUCACAGUAUACCCCUCACCUGAACUUUCCUGGUCCUCUCUGACAUGAAUUGGUGGCACAGUGCUAGUGGGCUGACAAGUUUUGUCCCCUACUUUCUUGAGGGAAGGUGGGGUUUCAAGUGGCAAUGCUUCACAAGGAAGGAGCAAAUUACGGUGUAGUACUCUCUGUUUGCCCGUCCACCUUCUGGCCUCACCCGAUAGACGGGACUGUCUGCUAUUCAUUUCUCAAUGAUGUGUAUCUGUUCUUCCCAAUGUUAACGAAGCUUCCCUGGUCCUCCACUUUCCGGCAAAUUUCGGACAAGAACACAAUCACCAGGACAUGAAAUUAACAAGAGACGUUCCCUUGCCUUCUGAAAGGCAUGGGAAUGCAGUUUGUACAAGGCAGGUCAUGCCAUGUUUGGUACCGAUGCUGCUCCCUUGUUUUACUACCUCUUCGAUGACAUUAAAUCCAAUAAUGAGAUAUUCUUGGUUAUCUUGCCUUCCCACUAGAAUGGACACUGUUAUUGGCUCUGACUGUCCAUAUUCCCCAACCAACUGAAAUUCUACCUCAAUCCGGCCAUCAUAUAAAAGUUUACUACCAUUUGCAACCUUCAGGUCCAGUUCAUGUUCCCCCAAUAACUCACUUUUAUCUCUCUCUGGCACAUCAGGUAGAUAGGUGUCCUUCCGUGACUUUGAUAUAAUGCAAACUUGAGCACCUGUGUCCCAAAGGGCAUCAACCUUCUUCCCUUGUAGUAAACAGCUUACAAUGCACCUUCUCCUUACCAACUUUAAGUCAACUUUGAAUGCUGGGGUGAAGUUAAGUGGGCAGGAAAUGACAUUAUCAACUCUUCUUCCCCUUUUGCGGACGACUGGUUCGUUGUUUCCACCUCUCUUAAAGCUUCACAAAGUAUCUUAUACUCCCCCCAAUGUUCUUGUUGGCACAAUUUUGAAUAGUACCAGCUAGCAUGGCAUUGUGAACAACAAACGUGUCGACUGGUAACACUUUCUAUUCUCCCACACUUCACAAGUGUUCGGGACUGUUUCUGCAUAUUCAGGGUUACUUCCUGUUCCAAGGGUGCAAUCCCAGUCUGUUUUCCUGGAAAUAUGCCCAGUUUUGGCUCGUGAUCUCCGGCAAUUGUAGCUGAAAUGACCACUCCUCCACCAAAUAAAGCAAUGGGUGCAUCGCUCCCCAAAGCCUUCUCUUAGACAAUCUGCACACCUUCUAGGUCGUGCCCUCUGUUCAUUUCUGAACCCGUUUUGAUCUUGGGUGGUGGUACGAUGUUGGCUUCCUAUGGAUUCCCUAAUGGCAGCAAGCUCUGCUUUCAUUUCCUGUACUUCUGUAAGAAGGUUAGGUUUUGCUUGCUUCUGUGGAUGCACCACCCCCACUCCCCAAGCAUUGCCCCAUGCAUUUAAGGUACCACUGAGUUCUGCUAAACUCUGCAGACAGGCUUAUUUCCACAAAUAUGUAAAAUGGGUCAGUGAAACAGUUCCAAAAUCUAUGUCCUGGGCCACCACUUUUGUACCAAGUUUUGAGUAUGUGCCAUGAUUGGCCUGUUAAAUCAGCCAAGGUCAAUUUGCCAAUCAGGUUGAAGGGAAAUUUGAAAACCCCCCCCCCCACCCCCAGUUGGUGUCUCCUUGGUAGGGGUUACUUUAGCUACAAGUGGUACAGGGUUUGUGCUUGUGGCAGGCCCACGAAGUGAACCAAGUUUUUGCUGACAGCUCCAUUUAGUUUUUCAAACAGUUCCUCAACUGUAACAUGAGUGUUUUGGAGGUAUGGCUUCAACUCCAAGUUUUACUGUCACUUGGAAGACCUGUCAGCGAUGAGUGUGAGAGCAUGCUCUGAACAAGUUUGGGGUCAUACUUCAAAUCAGAUUCUGCCUCUUGUGAAGCAAAUAGUACUCUCUGUUUAAGGUUAAGAAGGCGAACCAAGAAGUCCUAGGGGGUCUCCCCAACCUCUUGCACCCCAGAACUAAGUAACUGGUACAUUUCAGUAGCUUCGAUUCUUUCUCUUCAUAGUGUGAUCUAAGGAUCUUGCAUACAUUUGCUAAGGUCAGAUCAGGCUUACCUUCCAGGUAGCUCCUUAACCUCAAUCCAGGAUUUACUGCAUGGAUAACUGCCUCUAUUACGUCCUCUUCUUUGUAACCACGGUUUAAUCCAGCAUUAAUUUGAUGGGCCGAGCUAGUAAAGCUGAGUUGGUCUUUCUUAGCGAAUCUCUGUUCUGCCCCAAAAUUUUAAACUUCUUUUUAAACGUUGUCAUGGUAGAAACUUCUCAAGGACACUCGCACUGGCUCCCGCGUCUGACUUUUGCAUCCCAGCUGCAUCGUUUGUUGUCAGGUCCACUUUUAACCUUUGUUGCCGAUCCUUCUGCCCCUUCUGCUCGACAAAACUCUCAACUCCUUCAACUUCUUACUAUCCAGUUCCUCAGCAUCCAAAUAUUUUGUCGCAGUUUGAAUUAGAGCGAGGCAGCCUGUGUCUUUCUCCUUCAAUUUGAUGUGCAACUCUGUGCAUAGUUCUCGAAGGAAUGCUUCAUUGAGGCGAUUAAUCGGCCCUCUUAGCUCAAUUUGUGCCUCCUCAAUUUGCUCGGGUUCGUUGGCCUUUUCAUUCAGUAUUUAAAUCAUGUCGAGGUCACCAAAUAUUACACUGUCUUCUUCUCCUUUAACUUUAUUUGGCGAUCGAAUAGAAUCCACACAGCAACAAUUUACUACCCUUUACAACAGCGGGAUUUUCCAUAUCCCACCAUGUUCUUGGGUCUCAGCCCCAGACUUCUACAUUCUACAUGUAACAUACAUGUAUAUCCACAUAUCACAGUCUACAUAGUAUAGCAAUUACCAUACACAGUUUUCCUGUUUUAAAACUUAAAACUAACAAAAGUUAACUUUAUUUAAAGAGGGCAUGAGCACGUGACACUUUCAAUAACGAAUAAACCACUUUCCAGAUCAGAUUUUAAUCUGGACAUGUUAGUUUUUUAGAGAGGGGAAACCUGUUUUACUCAGAGAUUAAUCUUUGGAGCAGAGAAGAGAACUGACCACAUACGUUUUGGAUGCUAGGACUUGAAUCAAAGCCUCAUUAGUGGGAGGCGAGCGCUUUCACCAAUGCACCACCCCCACUCCCCAAGCAUUGCCCCAUGCAUUUAAGGUACCACUGAGUUCUGCUAAACUCUGCAGACAGGCUUAUUUCCACAAAUAUGUAAAAUUGGUCAGUGAAACAGUUCCAAAAUCUAUGUCCUGGGCCACCACUUUUGUACCAAGUUUUGAGUAUGUGCCAUGAUUGGCCUGUUAAAUCAGCCAAGGUCAAUUUGCCAAUCAGGUUGAAGGGAAAUUUGAAAAGCAUUUCCAGUAAUUCAUUGAGCCUGUUUGGGACCCACAACAAGGAUAUCAGUCCUGCUACACAGACAUCACUAACAGCGUUAAGAUUACGUCUGCGAAGCAGGGUAGCUUUUCCAGCAGGGAUACAGCUUAACCCUUUAAGCCCAAAGNGGUCAGUGAAACAGUUCCAAAAUCUAUGUCCUGGGCCACCACUUUUGUACCAAGUUUUGAGUAUGUGCCAUGAUUGGCCUGUUAAAUCAGCCAAGGUCAAUUUGCCAAUCAGGUUGAAGGGAAAUUUGAAAAGCAUUUCCAGUAAUUCAUUGAGCCUGUUUGGGACCCACAACAAGGAUAUCAGUCCUACUACACAGACAUCACUAACAGCGUUAAGAUUACGUCUGCGAAGCAGGGUAGCUUUUCCAGCAGGGAUACAGCUUAACCCUUUAAGCCCAAAGAGUGAUCAGCAUCAAAUUUCUCCUUGUAACAUCAGUGCUUUGUAAAACAGAGUGGUCAUGAGAAUUAUGGACUUGAUCACACAAGAUGAAUUUGCUUGAUAUUUUAUCAACUUCUCCUCACUAAUUCUGUAGGAAAUGAAUAGGGACAACAAAUGAGAAUUGAAAUUUUGAUGUUAGGUGGCUGGGUAUUCUGCAGUUACAUGUACUCUGACUAGCUGAUUGGUUAGCCUUACCUAAAGUAUAUCUCAGGAAAAAGAACACAUACUUUAAUGGAGAGUUUUCAUGACAAGCUGAAUAACCAACUUUUGUUUUUAACCUCAAAAAGUACGACACACUAUUCCCCUCAUUGUGCUUUAGUGGCUGAUCAUUUUUGAUAUUCUUGAAAACUCCACCUUUGUUUAAACAGUUAUAUUUCAAAGAAUCUGAUCACGCUUGACUUUUGAAGGAUUCUACUCAUUAUCUUGUCCAUGCUUUAUGCUUUAUUCACAGCCUUGAAGUCCUGGUAACAUUAACCCCAGAUGUUGGCAAAAUUUUAUCAUCUCUGCAUAGAGUCCAAUUUAAGGGAGCAAUAAACUUCCUAACAGCAGUUAAAAUAGCCCAUGUAAGUUUUUAUCAUUUCAAUUUUUUUAGUUGUUACAGUGCGACCGGGAAAACCGUGAAUGCUUGAAAUAUCUCAGGAAUGGUUAUUGUGUUAUGACCAAUCACAGCAAAGAUCAGUAUACGCAAACUGGCCAUGAAACCACAAACUAAUUAACAUUCUUGCUUGCGGUUUAGUUUUCUCACACCUGAUUGGCUUUUCUCUUGCAAGACAAUAACAUUCCCGAAAUAUUUCUGGUGUUCUACAGUUUUCCCGGUUUGACUGUAAAACCAACACUAAUAGUCCUGACCCAUAUAUUGAUUUCAUAAACGUUGAUUUGCCCUCAAACCUAGACAUUCAUUUAGCAGCUCUAAGCACUUUAUGGGCUCCAAAAACUGUUUCCAUCUCCAGACUUCAAAAGAAAUAAGAGAGGAAAAUUGAUCACGUCUGACUGGUCAAAAUAUUUAAACUAACACAAUAACUUGAAGGUACUAUAGUGUAGUACAGCUACUGUAGCUUAACAACCAAAUGGUGAUCUUGGGCCGACAUUGUCCGUUGGUCGGCUGUUAAUUUGAGCUAAUCUCUUCUUGGGGGAUUGUUUUAGGAUUCUUUACUUGGCUUCUACAAGUCGUGUUUGUUGUUUGUAAAAUUAGUUAUCAAGUUAAACCAGAAUUGCUUUUGUUUAUUAUGAGUAAUAAGGGGCUGGGAAAAAAGGAAAUUUUGAUUCAAACUAUUUUGAAUACUCGUUUCACUUGAGAAUAGAUAUACAUGCAGUGUAACAUCUACUUCCAACUUGCACGCAACGGACGUCCCUGGGAACAGUCUUCUCUUGAUUAAUACAAGUGAAAAAUCUCUAUUUUAAGUUGUCUUGCUAGUGAAUUGAUGCUCAUUAUUUACAUUUCUUCUGUAUUUUUUUCUUUUUUUCACCUUUCUGUUUUCCUACUUUUCCGUUUUCUUUACUUUAUUUUCAAAAAAUGAAUUUUUAAGUAUCAUUUGGUUCAUUAAAACCUCAUUUGCUCAUUACAAGUUUAACUAAGGUCAGGAGACAUGUCUGUAUGAAAGGAAGAGACGCCUGGAUUUAACUUUUUUGUGGUCCGAGGCUGGUUUGUAAAAAGUAUCGUACUGAUUUGACUGAACUCUGUGAGGUAUUGCCCUCAAAACAAACAAAUGAAAAACAGCUUUAAUCAGCCAGCUAUUGAUGUUUCACUUGCAGAGAAUUGGACAAAAAAAUGUUUUGGCUCAUUGCCUUCUCUCUUUUUCCUUUUUCUCUCCAGUUGGUACUGAAACACAGACAAGGAAAAAAUCACAAAAUGAGAAUUGUGGUGUUUGUAGGAAGUCCUGUGGAAGCUGAUGACAAAGAUGUAAGUUGGAUUUACAAGUUAAGCUUUUUCAUUUUUGAAUAAUAAUAAAUUAUAACAAAACGCAAGUAAAUUCAGGAUUGCCAUUGUCAGGGCAAAAACUCGUUGGGAAAAAUAUUUUAAGGUAAGAGAAAGGUGGAGAAGGGAAAGUCUUGUGGUCAGAGUCAGUGAAGAGGGAAUUUUAUAUAUUCUCAGCAUGUCAUGGGGUUUUGUGAAAGCUAAAAGAGGAUAAUAUCCUCUAAAGAAUUUUAAUUGAGAAAGGUUUGAACCCAGGAGUCAUUUCAAAAGAACGUUGAGUUUGAUCGUCCGGGCGAACGUAGUCCUGAAUAGGACUGUUGUUGUUGACAGUGACUGACAUUUCGACAACCUGUGUGGUAGUCAUCUUCAGAGUCAAAGGGAGUUGUAUCACGUCAGUUGAUGGUAUAAUCAACUUGUAUCACGUCAGCUGAUGGUAUUUAAUCCUCUAAAUUUUGUUUAAAAAAUCCAAAUCUAAUAAAAAUGUUAAGAUAAAGGAAAUGAAACAAAAAAUACUCACUACCAGUAAAAAAGGGUCAAGGGGAAUGUGCAAAUAUGUAAGUCCAGAAAACCUAUUUGAAGAUUGAUCGCUAUUACCUUGUUUUAAUGUGCAGCAACCCUUUUAACGUUAAAGUUCUGAGUGAUAAGUAAGUACCCAUAUUUGGAUCACUGUCAGAUGGAAGAUAGCAUUCAAGGCAGUGAGCAUCAACUUAUCAGUGCAUACAACGUAUUUGAAGGCAGAGGUAGCCUUUAAAUUAUAGCCACUUCUCAUGGCCCUUUGCCUCAAGGGAUAUUUAAGGAGAAAUUACUGUCUCUAAUUAAUGUGGUGAGUGAUAUGAAAUUGCUGUAUUUACAGGUGUAGGUGGAGGUUCUCAGUUUUUUUUUUCCAAAUUUCUUUACAAGUGUGCAAAAGUCAAUCACAAUAAUGCACUCUUAACAAAAUAUUCAUUGUGAAAGGUUUGAACCCAGGAUUUUUGACUCUGAAGAUAACUACCGCACAGGUUGUCGAAAUGUAAGUCACUGUCAACAACAACAAUCCUAUUCAGGAUUAAGUUCACCCGGACGAUCAGACUCAACCUACUUUUAAAAUAUUCAUUAUUUGUCCAUGAUAACGGUAAGCAACAGCACACCGUUCUGACAGCCUAUGAUGUAAAGUUGAAGUCGCCAGCAUUCUUACAUGUCAAUAAAAUAUCUUAUAUGUAUUAUGUAUUUUAUGUUUGUAGCUUGUCAAGCUAGCCAAGAAGCUGAAAAAGGAGAAAGUGAAUGUAGAUGUUGUUAACUUUGGAGAGGAGGUAUGAAUCUUGUUAUAACAGUCUUUAAUAAUUGCAUUUUACUACAAUCACAAAGUUUUGUAUGAGUUAGAGCAGUAGUUUUCAAAUCAAAAUUCGUGCUCUAUCAUGAAUGACUCAAUAAAGUUUUGAGUUUUUGGGGGAAAGUACCUGUUACAAGUGAGUUAACUGCUUGUAUUUCUAAGGCGGGUGCUUAGAUUUCAUCUAGUAAGGGUUCCAACCAGUCAGUGGAAUCCUAAAUAAGCCUCUAGGGCAGGGCUCUUACUAGGCCGCGGGUCAGGUAUUUCUUCUGGCUUCUGAGAGCAUCACGCCCAGCUACUUUCUCAGGAAACAAAAGGAAAGGAGAAGUCCUUAGCUGUUUAAUUCCUUACCUCUCUGCAAUGGCCACUUCUUCUGUCCCCAAGGUGGUCAUUGAAGGGAGGUUUAACUAUAGUAAUAAGGCAUGUGGCUGUUAAAAAUGAAUACAGUCGAACCUCGCAGUCGAUUAACGGGACUUUUCGAUUACCCGUUUUUUUUUCCUGAUCCCGUUAUUGUCUUGCGUAUUCAUAAUAAUAUUAUCGUUAAUAUCGUUGGCACUCCAUCGAUAGUUAUACCUAGUCUCAUUUCCAGCGUGUUGCGUUAUUUGACCCCGAUGCGUUUAGGAUUGUGACAAGGUUCAUUGCGUAUGCAAAUUUUUUUCGUGGAACUUCACAACAAAAGAUGAAACACCUUUAUAGUUUCAAGAAAAUAAUCCUUUCCACAGGAAGGGACCAAGAAUCUGUCAAAUGUUGGAAAAAAGGAAUCUUUUGCUAUGCAAAAUACGCUUGAUUUGCUCGUUGGCACUCUAUCCAUUUUUAUACCUAGUCUUAUUUCCGGCGUGUUGCGUUAUUUGACCCCGAUGCGUUUAGGCUUGUGACAAGGUUCAUUGCGUAUGCAAAUUUUUUUCGUGGAAGUUCACAACAAAAAAUGAAACAUGUGAAGUUCAUUUUCAAGAAGGAGAUUAUGAAUUAAACCUGGAGUGUUUAUUCGCGAUAUAACAGCUACGGUUUCAUGGCAGUAUUAUAAAGAGUUAGUUACACCUAUUGUACUCAUGUUUCGGAAAUAUUUUUGAGAUAUCAUCGUUAAAAAAAAAAGAAACGACCGAAACAAGGGAAACCCCGAAACGAUUUCGCUUGAUUUGUUCUUCGUUUUGGUUUUGGUUUUGGUCGUUUUGGUGCUUUCGCUCAUUUCGUUCCAAUGGUUUCGUUUUGUUGUUUCGGGUUUUAGCUGAGGGCAAACGAGAAGUGAACAAAUGAAUAAAGUUCAUCUGACACGGCUUUUCAGACGGUAUUCUGGUUACAUUUUACCAAGAUACUUCAAGUUAUUAUGCUCCAUGUUUACUAUCCGUUUAGCGUUCUAUAAGUAACUGUUUUUCCUGGAACGAUCUUGCCGACUCAUCCGUUUUCAAACGUUUCCAGCUGUCCGUUUGUGGACUUAGGUCAACCGUUUAACGGUUUAAGCUAUCCGUUUUGGGAUUUUGGUCAACCGUUUAACGUUUUGAGCUAACCGUUUAUAUUUUUGGUCAACCGUUUAACGCUUCAAGCUAUCCGUUUUUGGACUUUGGGCAACCGUUUAAAUUUUUUGCUAUCCGUUUAAAGAGUUAUGGAAACCGUUUAAACGCUUGAGUUAACCGUUUACUAUCCGUUUAGAACCGUUUUUCUUGACCGUUUAACGGAAAAGCGUUAGUGUCCGUUUUCCCAAAGAGGGUCACAUAUGUGAUCUUCAAAAAUUGAAGCAAUUAAAAGUUCACUAAUCCUUCCAAACGUGUGUUUAAAACACUGUUGUAAUCUGUUUUGAACAGGAACACUUGAAACAGUAUUUUUUUUAUUUGUGAAUACAUACCGUGAUACAUACAGACCGUACAUAAAUGCAAGUAGGAUCUAAUUCACACUUAACUUUUGUUUUCUUUAUUCCCUGUGUUUGCAGUAUUGCCUCAUUAAUAUUCAUAUUUUCGAUUAUCCGGACUCGCCAUUAUCCAGACUAUAUACUCAAGUCCCAACGAAUCCGGAUAGUUGAUGUUCGACUGUAUCAAUAAUUAAGUAAAUAAAUAAAAUGCUUGGUUUAAAAAACACUGGGCUAGAAUGCACUCUGAGGUCAAGCAAAUUCCAGAUCCUACAGCCAAGUUCUGCCUCAAAGCCUGAGGACUUAAAUCGAGAAAAAUACAGAAUACAUCUUUUCUUUCUCAGACGAUAAAUUCAGAAAAGCUGACAACAUUUAUCAACACCAUCAAUGGUAAGGAUGGCAACUUGUGUCACUUGGUAACUGUACCACCAGGCCCGCUGUUGUCCGAUGCCCUCAUUUCAUCCCCCAUACUUCAAGGUGAAGAUGGAGCAGGGCCAGGAAUGGAGUAUGCCUCGGAGUAUGGCUUUGAUCCCAACUCUGAUCCAGAACUUGCACUGGUGAGUGGUUCCAAGAGUGACCAAUAUCAAUAUUCUCCGUACAAUAUCAAUAUGUAAUGAACAGAAAAGGCUAUGAGAGUUGGUAAAAUGAUUAUCCAAGGGGAGACACUUUGAUCUCUCAUCAAAUUCUCUUAACUGCCGCUUGGUUAGCUCAGUUGGGAGAGUGCCGGUCUUCUGAGCAGUUUCAAACAGUGGCUAGACCAACACUCAGGGUCUUUAAAUAACUGAGAAAAAAAAUUAUGCCUUUGUAAUGACAUGUGAAACGGUUAGACUUUCUAGUCUUCUCGGAUAAGGAUGAAAAACUGUAGGUCCCGUCUUUGCAGCACUUUCGCUUAUCUGGUUCUUGUGGGAUGUAGGAAAACCCACUCCAUUGUUCUUAAAGAGUAAGAGACGUAGACCCCGGCGGUGUGGCCAAUCUUUCCUGGCCUGGGUGGGUCAUCUGUAAGGAGAGAUCUUAAAAUAUGGAUAACCUCUUGACCCUCCUUCAGGAUUCGUAAUGGCUUCCUGUAAACAGAGUAUGUCAUGUUUAAGGAAGUGUAGGGAGAUAACUUCAGAGAAUUUGUGUGUUGAUAUUGGGGAUCAAAGAGUUAAUGCAGAAACCACAACAGGCCUGCCAUGGUUCCCAUAUAAGCACGAAAGUACAUGGAGAGUCCUUGAAAUUUGUUGCAUAAUUUGACAAUAAAUGUUACUGGCAGAAAAGUGUAGCCGAACAAAAAUGAUAAAAAAGCAAAGCUGAUUACUGUUGGCUUGAGUUUGCACUGCAUGGCGUCCUUUACAAAUAGGAAUUGUAUCCUUGAAAUUCCUUGAAUUUUUGGUCUAAAAAAGGGUACGAACAAUGCGUUUUUUGGUACCAGUUGCUUUAUCAUGUAUAUGAACUUAAGUUUAAAUUACGUACUUGAACUCUAUCCAUUUAUCUGUAUGUUUUUUGUCCUUGUUUUCUCUUUUGCUAAUACCAGUAUAACUGAACAUGUUUUGUUCGUGUAAAUGGGGCUGUAGAGAGAUCUCUGAUGGAAGUUGAACUGAAAAAAAAAUUCAACCUGAUUAGUUUGAAGUGAAUAGUAAGCAUGUUACAUGCUUUGUAGAUCACAAAAGUAAAGGAAUGACCCCCAUAGGACCAGGUAGAAAAGGUCUUCAUCAUUAAACAAAUGCUGUUAUUCAGCAUCUCAGAAUAUUAUAACAUUUAUACUACUACAUGAGAAAUUUCUGCAAUUUGAUUGGCUUAGAACAGUGGUAUUUCAGCUUAAUUUCAAAUACUUACAUGUGAAAAUUACAAACCUUUUGUGGGUAGUAGUAUAAACAAAUAAUGGCAUGAUUUGUACGUGAUAUUUGGCAAAAAUACCACUCGUCAUAUUUCAAAAUUGUCUCAAAUUUCACUCGCCUAACGGCUCGUGAAAUUACGUAUAACAAUUUUGAAAUAUAACUCGUGGUAUUUAUGCCAAAUAUCACUACAAAUCAUGCUACUACCUAUACUAAGAAUAAUUAUGCAUGCUGGUGUUAGGAUUUAAAGGGACUGGUUCACGGUUACAGGCAUAUGCGAGCGAUGACGCAAGUUCAUCGUUUAUGAACCAAUCACAAAUGAGAGCAUAAGUCACGCCGGUUUUGCGAAUGUUUCGCGAUCAGUCAGCUGACUUCUCGCUCAUACAUAUUUAAAAAAAUCUUCGUGUAACGCGAAUAUUCAGAGGUUUUUCUUUUGAAAAUGUCUUCCGCACCGUUGAAACUUCAUUCUGCAAGUGCAGUGGUGUUUGUUCUUGGAAGGAUGGCAGGAAAGCGAAAUGAGCAGUAGUUCACAUCAAAAUGUUGUUCAUAAUCUCGAGGUCUAGAGCCUAGUUUGGUUAAAGGCACUAUGUCACGAGGAUAAUGUUGUCUUGGGUAAAUUUUGUUCCGAAGUCAUAACUUAGUGCCUUAACUCAUACACAAAAUGCUUCUGUAGAGUUAGGGCCUGUUUACAUGGAGGUGGGGGAACCCAGAUAGGUGAGGUAACAUGUGCCUGGUCACCCCACCUAACAUGUAAACGUGAUCAAAUUAAAAUGAGAGAUUAUGUGGACAGGCGGGUUACCCACCAAAGCGGGUUACCCCCACCUACCUGGGGUCCCCCACCUCCAUGUAAACAGGCCCUUAGAAAUAAGAUGUCAAACAAAUUUCACCGGGCAGCACUAACCAUAAUAUUUUUUGGUGAUUUUUGCAAGCAUUAAACCUUGAAAAACGUUGGCCCAAUUUUUUUUAAGUUAAUAGUUUAUGUCUUAAAUAACAAAACUGGACCGUUUUUUUAAAUUAAAUUAAUGCAAAGACAAAUUUUAAGCUUUUCAAAAAGAUAGCAAAUAGCGUGAAAUAGCCUCCUUAAACAGUGGAAUUGAAAAGGUUGCAUUUAUUUUUUAGGCUCUUCGUGUGUCCAUGGAAGAACAGCGUCAGCGACAAGAGGAAGAAGCCCGGAGAGCCACAGCGGCCAGUGGCGAUGACACGCCCACCCCCCAGGCCCCCAUUGCAGACAGUGAAGAAGCAAUGCUUCAACAGGCUCUAUCCAUGUCUACUCCACAGACACCAGUGUUUGAUUUCAGUGCUAUGACGGAAGAGCAGCAGAUAGAGUAUGCCAUGAGGCUGUCGCUUCAAAACAUGGAGGCGGAGUCAGGGGCUGACGGUGAGAAGGAUGUAGAAAAAGACAAAGAUGAGAAGCAAGAACAGGCUGGAGCCAGUGCUAUGGAAACAGAUACACAGGUCUGAGUUCUCUUCUUACUUUUCUUUUUUAUUGAAAGGUACAAUAGUUUUCGAGUAUCUUAUUACAGGAACUUUAACGCCUCAUGAAAUGAACGCGAAUUUCAAAACAAAUUCGCGUGAAUUUAAGUCGGGACGAGGUUGUUUUAGCUCAGCUGUUUAUGUUAGAACCGGCGAAAAUUGCGGAGAAUUUCAUCCGUUUCCCGAAGAAGAAGGAGCCGAACUACUGCCUAAAAAAUUAGCAUGAACAGAGAAAAUACAACUCGAGGGAUGACAACCGUCAUAAAAAGAAUAUCGACUAGACUAAACUAAUUUGCCCCGGGGGGUACUCCUGGGAAUUCUUAGUGGGGGUGUGCCGCCCGGUUCCCCAAAUCCUGACCCUAUUUCAAACCCAAAAAUGUUAUUUUCCACACCCGUUUUCAGACCUGGCCUUUAGGCAGAAAUUAUUUCAUCAUUACUUAGAUCAGAGCGCAAGCAAAAAAUUUCUUCAAAUGCAUUUCGCAUUCACAUAUUUCUAUUUUUCAUAUUCAUUUGGAAUUGAAACGAUAAAUACGUUCAUUAGUUCUCGUGGUUCCCUCGAAAACCAUACCCUAUUCCAGACCAAAAUGGACAAAGUAUAUACCCGUUUUCAAACCAAAAAGGCCCAAAAACCCCACCCUUUGGGGCGGCACAUUCCUAUACGACUUAUAUAAGGGAGUACCCCCGCCCCCCGCCGGGUAAUUUGCUGAGGAACUGCCAAAUGGAGACGGGAACUUAACAUCGAUCGAGGUGAGCAUUUUUUCUUAAGUAAGAAUUAUUUAUAGAGGAUAUUACACGGUGGCGCGAAGAUAUGAAUUUUAUUUUCGACUGGCAAAACAAUAUUUUACUCACUCGCUGCGCUCGUUCGUAAAAUAUUGUUUUUGCCACGAGAAAAUAAAAUUCAUAUCUUCAAGCCGCCGUGUAAUGUUCUUUUUAUUAUAUAGACAACAAGACGUCGAUAAAAUAAUAGAUUUUUAUUCGCGCAAAAAGUAAUUGUGACGGCUCAAAUUUACAGUGCAGCAAUAUAAGACAUUGUUUACAAUAAUCUUGAGAAAUAACACUGAGCUGAAUAGGGCUCUACAAUGACAAAAUAUAAGCAAAGCUUUGAAAAAUGUGCAAGUAAAAUUCAAAAAUUUCGAAGGGAAAUUACCAAAAUUACAUCAUCGAUAAACUCACGUUUGAGAUUAUGGAAAAUAAACCACUCGGGUCCCGGAUGUAGUUUUUAUUAAUUUUACGAGUGGUAUAUUUUCGAGUAAAACAUUAGUGUCUAUAUAAUAAUAAAUGAAUAAAACAAUUAUUGAAUAUGGCUUUCGCAUGAUCUGAAGAAUUAUUUAGAUCGAGGAGUGUGUUAUUUUAGUCGGAACUCCUGGUGGCAAAAACAAUAUUUUACUCACUCGCUGCGCUCGUGCGUAAAAUAUUGUUUUGCCACUCGAAAAUAAAAUUCAUAUCUUCGCGCCACCGUGUAAUAUCCUCUAUAUACUUAGCCUCAUUCAUUAAUUAACAUUGCUAAACAUCCCAUAAAAGUCUGAGUUAUCUAAUUUAGUUAUAACGUUUGAGCCUUUCGACAUAACACUAUCGCGUUGAAAUUCAAAUGAGACACCUUCUUCCCUUUUUAGUAGUUCAUAAAAACAUUUCAAAUGUGUGAUGCUAGAGCAAGCUGUUUGGGGGGCCCAGGGGGGCGGGGGAAAAGGUUUUCUCUCCCGCGCCCUGAUUCCCCCAUGGAGCUACAAUCUUGGACAAAAAGUGUUAACAAUUUUGCACUUCCUUACCCACAGAACGCCUAUACUGCGGAUUUGGCACCGCUAUGGCCCCUCCCCUCGCCCACGCUGACCCUGUUUUCUUAGUCGGGAUCAAAAAUGAGCCAGCCGGACUUCAACAUUUUUGUUUUGCGGGGAAGGGGAAGUAUUUGUAGUUGCCAGUGCUUUUAAGAGCUUUAUCUUAAACUAGACAUAGUAACGUCCAUUUUUCUCAACAUUUUUGUCGAAGAUUGUAGCUCGCAGGCUAGUGGGAAAGAAGUGCAGUGUCUCUGUUGUUACACUUUUUUAAUUUCUUUUUCUUUUGUGUGUGUGUAUAUUCAGGGAGAUGGGACUCAGGACAUCACAGAAGUCAUGUCCGAUACAGACUUCAUUCAAAACGUUCUUAAGAAUUUACCCGGAGUAGAUCCAAGUAGUGAAGCCAUACAAAAAGUCAUGGUAUCACUCGCUCAGCAAGAUAGCGAAGAUGCUAAAGGCAGAGAUGACCAAGAUGAGCCCAUGGGCGAGGAGGACACCGACAAAGACAAGAAAAAAGACAAAGAAUAACCACCGUCUCUCUCUUUGUAAAUACGCUUUGCGCUU